GGUGCGCGCCCCGUGUCGGACCCGCCGCCCUCUCGGAGCCGACACCCCGACGCGCCCGCGCGUGCCCGUGCCCGCCUGCCAGCGCCGCUGAAGAUGGCGAGCCCGGCGCCUCCGGAGCCCGCCCAGGAAGGAUGCCCGGCUCGGGCUGCCGGGGAGCAGGAGCCGCCGCCCCGGGCUCCCCCCGGGGAGCGGGGGGAGGAAGCGCCGGAGGAAGGGGCGGCGGCGGCGGCCGCGGGGCGGCAGGUGGAGGAGGCCGCCGGCGAGGUGGCCGCCGCGGUGACCUGGCUGCUGGGGGAGCCCGGGCUGUGGCUGGGCUGCUGCGCCAAGGAGCUCCUGAGCUGGAAGAGGCCGCUGCGCACCGUGCUCGGCUUCGCCGGGGCCAACCUGCUGUUCUGGUUCCUCGCAUUGACUCCAUGGAGAGUGUAUCACCUGAUUGCUGUCUCGAUACUUGGGCGAGUUAUUAUGCAAAUAAUAAAGGAUAUGGUUUUGUCUAGAAAGAGAGGUGCACAGCUGUGGAGAAGCCUCAGUGAAAGGGCAGACAUGCCUGAAGGUGAGGACUUGGGACCAGACAAAAGCUGGGAAGUUAUCACUUCCAAACCAGAUGAAAAACCCAGGCUCAGCCACUGUAUUGCAGAAUCCUGGAUGAAUUUCAGCAUAUUUCUUCAAGAAAUGUCUCUUUUCAAACAGCAGAGCCCUGGCAAGUUUUGCCUCCUGGUCUGCAGUGUGUGCACGUUUUUUAUGAUCUUGGGAAGUUACAUUCCUGGGGUUAUACUCAGCUAUCUACUCUUACUGUGUGCAUUUUUGUGUCCACUGUUUAAGUGUAAUGAUAUGGGACAAAAACUAUACAGCAAAAUCAAGUCAGUUCUGCUGAAACUAGAUUUUGGAAUUGGAGAAUAUAUUAACCAGAAAAGACGUGAGAGAUCUGAAGCAGACAAAGAAAAAAGUCACAAAGAUGACAGUGAAUUAGACUUUUCAGCUCUUUGUCCUAAGAUUAGCCUCACGGUGGCUGCCAAAGAGUUGUCUGUGUCCGACACAGACGUAUCCGAGGUGUCCUGGACUGACAAUGGGACCUUCAACCUUUCAGAAGGAUACACUCCACAGACAGACACUUCUGACGAUCUUGACCGACCUAGUGAGGAAGUUUUCUCUCGAGGCCUUUCAGAUUUUCCAUCUCUAGAAAAUGGCAUGGGAACAAACGAUGAAGAUGAAUUAAGCCUCGGCUUGCCCACUGAGCUCAAGAGAAAAAAGGAACAGUUGGACAGCGGCCUCAGACCCAGCAAAGAGAGGCAGUCACCAGCUGGUCUCACCCUUCCUCUGAGCAGUGACCAAACCUUUCACCUGAUGAGCAACCUGGCUGGGGACGUCAUCUCAGCUGCAGUGACUGCUGCUAUCAAAGACCAGUUAGAGGGCGCGCAGCAAGCCCUUUCUCAGGCUGCACCCAGCCCGGGAGAGGACACAGACACUGAAGAAGGGGAUGACUUUGAACUCCUUGACCAGUCAGAGCUCGAUCAAAUUGAGAGUGAAUUGGGACUUUCACAAGACCAGGAAGCAGAAGCACAGCAAACUAAGAAGUCUUCAGGCUUCCUUUCAAAUCUACUGGGAGGCCAUUAGUCUGGAAUCAGCUUAUAUGACAGAGCACAGAUAAACUACCAAAAAAAUUUCAAACAAACAAAAAAAAAAAAAAAAAAGAAAAGAAAAAAAUGUUUUUGAACUGUGAGCUUUACUCAUUGCUUUAGAUUAUUUUGUCUUAUUUUCCCUUCUGCAGUGAAUUAAUUGGAUAUAUAUCAGCUGACACUGAUAGAUUGAUAUAUCUGAUAGUUAUUUUUAUGUAAUAAGCAUGGAAAUGAAAAAAUAUAUAUAUACAAUUGACCCUUGAACAAAUGGGUUUGAACUGUGCGGGAUUAUUUCAAUAAAUACUAUAAAUGUAUUUUCUCUUCCUUAUGAUUUUCUUAGACAUUUUGUUUUUCUAGCUGACUUUCUUGUAAGAAUACAGUAUAUAAUACAUAAACAAAAUGUGUUAAUCAACUAUGUGUUAUCAGUAAGGCUUCCAUCAGUGGUAGGCUAUUAAUAGUUACGUUUUUGGGGGAGUCAAAGAUAUACACAGAUUUUUGACUGUGCAGUGGGUCGGUGCCCCUAACCCCCGCAUUGUUCAAGGGUCAACUUGACAUGUGUGUGUAUAUGUAUGUAUGUGUGUAUACAUACAUAUAUACACACAUAUACAUACAUACUGUUUUUUCAGAGAUGAAUAUUAGGGGUUAUAUUUAAAGCAAAAAGAAAACAUGAAAUUAUUGCAAUCCUUCCAUAAGUACUCCUUACUUUUCCUUUACAAUUAUUUUUUUUUUACAAUUAAUUUUUCAAGCAUGCAAAAACAGUUUAUUGUAAUUCACUGAAUCAUUAAUAACUAAUUGGGAAUACAUGUUAUAUCAACCCCUUUGUUCCUAACACUGGGAAACAGAUAAAUAUUUUUGGUGGAUUUUGUUGUAAAAAGGUAAAAAUUAUUGAGGCAUCUUUAGUUGAAGACUUGGAAAAUAAUAUCAAAAUCAAUUUCCUAGGAAAAAUUCUUAAAAUGUAUUUAACUCCUUUGGAUAGGCUGGUACAUUUCCAUUGUUAUUUCUGCAGUUGUAGAUUUAGGCUUACUUGUAAAUGGCAUGCUCCAUUGACUGUCAGCUCUAGUCCCGCAAUGGGUGAUAUUAACCCAUAGAAAGCAAGUAAUUAUGUAUCACGUAUACCGUUGUAAACAGAUAUUGGGCUAUGUUUUGUGGUUCAAUUAUCAUAUAUUUGUAAUAGGGAUAUCAUGAGUGCAGAGCUAUUCUGCCUGCUCAGAUCUAGGUUAAGCCCUCACCUUUGAUAUAGUGUCAUGGGAAAAAAAACGGUCUCUUAAAAUCAUGAAACUAGUUCCUGAUCUGUUCUGUGAGUGAUGUGGUCAUCAGUAGUAGAAAAAAAUAACUGUUUUGUAGUCUGUAUAAAUUCUCCUACAGGAGAAAAACUUGCUUGGCUUUACUAUGUAUUUAUUUGCCAUUGAAGUCUAAAUAUUUAAUGUUUCUCAUUGGGAAGCUAGAAUAUGUUUUUCCAUUAUUUUAAACUUUUUCGAUCACCUUUAAUAACCAAAUUUGACGGAGGUUUUUAACAGAGGACUAAAGAGCAGGAAUCAAGCUAAUUGUGCUUUUGCGAUGUAACGUUUAAUAGUGUUGAGGGACCAUGCCAGCAAAGACUGUUGGCAGUCUUUUCAAUCUUCAGUACUGCUGGCAUGUCUGCAGAUGCAUACAGACAUCUGCGACCCUCAGAAAGGAAGGAUAAUCCAAGAAUAUAGGAAAUCUGUGAUCCCCGCCCUUCAUUUUAUUUUCUAAAGGCUAGUCUAAUCAUAGGUAAUGUGACAUUUUAAUGUAGCAGCUCUUAUUUUUUUCCUUCUGAGAUAUUAAAAUAUCUAGAUUGAAUUUUGCCAAAUGUUAAAGGGAGAGAAGUUACUGAAGACUUUGAACACCUGCUUUUUGUGACUGACUAUGCUUAUAUGUCAUUAGUGCCUCAUGACUGUGUUUGAUGUCCUUUAUUGAUACACAGUGAGCCUGUGCCUUCAUUAUCUUGCCCGUUUUGGUACAAAUGAAAACUUGGUGUUAGAUCUAUGAACUGUGUGUGUUUGGGAGAAAUAUACCUGAAUUCUAUUCAAUAAGAGUUUCUGGACAUGAAGAAAAAUACAGUCACACAUUUAUAAAUAGUGGUGACUAGGAUUCCCUUUUUUUUAAAUGUGUAUGUUUCUUCAUUUAAAAAAUAUUUUUGGCCACAAAGUCAAAAAGUUUGAAGGUCAUUUCAAUUUCUUCAUUGAGGGGAAAAUAAGAAGUUAAAUAAUCCAAAUAAUUAAAGAAUGUGUUACAAUUCAGUGGACAAGCUUACACGAGAAGAUAAACUCAGGAGUUGAUGGUAUGAACAAUGUACUAGAAUCAAAUGUUGUUAACUAUAAGUCAAAAGGGUCUUCGGGAUGGGGAGGGGAUGAGGACAAGGGAGGGUAGAAAAAUGUGUUACCAGCACUAUGGAGGAGACAUGCCAGCUCUCUAUCGACAGUGGCUUUAUCACCUUAUAUCUUCACUGUCUGCCUAUGAACCUGGCACUUCAAUGUUAUUUGUUUGAGAAUAUGAUCACAAAUAUAUACAUACAAUAAUGGUAUUCUUAAUUCAAACUAACAGGGAUAUGGAGGGGUUUUAUUUUUUUGGGUGUCUAUGGUUUUUUGUUUGUUUUUUGGUGGGGGAGCAUUAUAUAUAAUCUUGUUUCUGAUUUUAAGAUAUAGUAACAGUAAACCCUGUGAUUGAUCCGGUAUGGGGGGUGGGGGGGGGGCUCUAUAUCCCUUAACAUCAGGAUUGAUGCAGUCAUUAAAAUUUGAAGCAUGUAUUUAUUUUUUAAUUAUAGAGGAGUUGUAGAAAAAUGUUUUGCUCAUUUCCAGUAGAAAAUGCUGAGCAAAAUGAGAAUAGUAUACAUUGAUCAUGCAUAUUGAUCUGAAACAAUAAAACAGAGUCCAAGAAGGUCAAGUUUGCUUUGGAAGGUCAACCCAGGGUUAAAGCAGUGUUUAUAUUCUCAUUCUGAAACAUCUUUGCUUUUUCCUACCCUAAAAAUCUUCAAAAGUGAUUUUUAAAAAAUUGCCCCUCUCCAGCUUAGUAUUCUUUUAAGAAAAGAAACUUGUAUAAGAUUUUGCAAUUGGCAAACAUCCUCAACACCUUUAGGCAUCUCCCUGCAAUAUUUGAAAUAAGGGCAAUUUUCUUCCUUUUAAAUAAGUGGCAAAUGCCAGCAUAUUACCGAUUUUAGGUCAGAAGCAAAUCUACAUUUAAGAAAAAUAUAAUUUAGUUGAUGUAGAGUUUACACUGCUCCAACUAUAUUAGUUAUAAGGUAGAAAUGAUUCUGAAAACACUUACUAAACUGUUGUCAUAGGUCAUUCGUGAUCAUGAUGAAAUUAAAAAGUCCCAGAACUAUUUUUGUGUGUAUUGUCCCUCCAUUUCCACCAAAGCAUUCCAGCUGGGAUGGAAUGUCAGAAGUAGGAGUCUGGUUCUGAUGUUAAUAUUAUGGCCCUAAGUCACAAUGUCAAAGUCACAUAACAUCCCAAGACCACUACCCCAAUGUCCCCAACAUAAAAUUAGGAAGCUAAUUCUUACCUUCUCACAGGGAUGUUUUGAGAAUGAAUGGGAGGAAAAAAGCAUCUGAAACACUUUCAGGGGAUAAAAAAAACUGUGUAAAACCAAGAUAGUGAUUUUUUCCCCCAGCCUGUGUUUCAACUAAGCCAUCUUUUCAAACAUGAAAACCAAGUCAAUCAACAAGUACCUGCUUAUGAGAAAACUCUGUUUCUUUCGAUGGGCCUACACUUUAUUGGCCUCAUAACCCAAUAAAUGCUGUGGAAUAAAGGAUGAAAAGUUUUGCAAAAACGUCUAUCAUUUCAGCUGACUCUGGACCAUGUAUGAGAUUCUUCACUAAUCAUGUUUAAUGGUUCUAACACUUAUUGGCUGUGGGACUGUAGUCACCUCACGUCUCUGUACCUGUUUCCUUUAUCUAUAAAAUUAACAUCUAACACCCACCUCCUAAUAUGUUAUGAGGAUAAAGUGUCUAAGACUGAGGUUGGAAAACUAUGGCCUGUGGGCCAAGUCUGGCCUGCAACAUUUUUGUAUGGAAUACCAGCUAAAGUAUUUUUUUUUUACAUUUUUAAAUAGUUGAAAAAAAUCAAGAAUAUUUCAUGAUGUGAAAAAUAUAUGAAAUUCAAAAUUCAACAUUCAUAAAGUUUUAUUAGAACACUCAUUCAUGUACUGUCUAUGGCUGCAUUCAUGCUAUUAACAGAAAAGUUGAAUAGUUGUGACAAAGAACAUAGGCCUACAAAGCCUAAAAUAUUUACUAUCUGGCCCUUUAUAGGAAAAGUUAGCCAACCCUUGACCUAAAACAUAGAAAACAAUGACACUUGGGAUUGUGUGUAAUCUUUGUGAUUACUGUUAAGUAAGAGGUCCCCCCCCCCAGAAGAACAGGGUUAAAUAAGUUGCUCAGUUACACAGCACAUGCUUGCAUGUAACUGGGGCACACAGCUUCUAGCUUGUGUUCCCUUUAACUGCGAGCUACAUGGGAUGGGGUGGGGGAAUUGUUUACUGAAAAUCACAAUACUUAACAUUUUUUUCAUGACCACAGAAUUCAUAGAAAUUGUAAACCACUUCUUAAAUGUUCAUUUUAUAUUCUAUAUUUGUUACCCCCGAAAGGUAACCUCAACCAACCCUAUCUCCUUUACAGUUUCUUACUGAAACCCAAUUGCCACUGCAGUAUAGGAAUGUGAAAAGUAGUAAGCCGAAACCAGCAAAUAUUGUGCUCACUACUAUAUCAAUUGACUUGAAGGUGACCUUAUUAACUUUUUUAAUUACCAAAAAUCAACAUUGCAACAUCUCCUAGCCUAUAAAGGAACCACUCAUCAUGGUACUGUCACUGUGACAGUGUGCACCAUAACAUCAGCACUUCGGUAAUUAAGUGAACUAACUUACAAGCUAUGUCACAGUAUCCAGAAGGAAUUUUCAAUAUUUUCAAACCUAAUUUUUUUUUGUCAUGGGCGGACUCAGUUUAAAUUCUUCAGUAGGAUGAUUAAUUGGUAAUAGACCUUUUUAAUAAGUUGUCAGCAGAAAUUAGACACAUGAACAUAGUACCUGGAUAUGCUGUGGAAAAUUUAACUCAAAGGUCCUUUAGUCAUUUGGCUUGCAGCUAUUGGCUGCAGACCUGCUCUUCUGGUAUUUUUCUAAUCAAUUCCAGCUCCUGCUGCUGGAUCUACUGAAGGCCCAGUUCUAUUCCUGAUGUCCAUGUAAACUGAGACACUUUUGCAUCCCUGCUGUUUACCAAUGAAGAAUGAGCAAAAAAGUCUAUACAGUUCAACGCUUUACCCAAUGAUAAUUUGAUACUUUCUAGACUUAUUUUCCCUUCUUUCACUGUAUCCUAUGCUUCGCCCAAACUGGACAUAUUCUAAAUAUGUCCCUUAUUUUCCUUCUUCCACAGUUUUUCUUCUUUUUCUACUUGCAGAUGAAGUCCUCAGUAUUUCCCCUCUUUCAGUGCCCAUCUGGAAUGGGUCAACUCCUUAAUGAAAACUUUUCUGAUCUCCCUAGUUGAUGAAAUUUCUCUAUUCUAAAGACUCCAUUGCCUCUUCCUUUAUAUUUCAUUGUCCUUGACCCCAGCUUCAUGGUAUUAGUUAAUUGUGUAUUUCUUACCAUUCAUAACAAAUCCCAAAAUGAAAGUAGGGCUGUCUUUGUUUAGAACUAGCUGAAUAUCAUAAAGGAUAGGUGAUGUGAUUUAUAAUGAGAAAUAUACAUUCCUGGCACAGAGCUGCUAAAACCUGUGGAAUUUCCUAAGUGAUGAGAGCUAUAAAGGUGUUUUUUGUUAUGUUAAUAAGGUGACUUUUGGAAAGCACCUAGAUAUUCUAGCCAAGAGUGUAGGACACCCCAAACUCCACAGGGACAAAACCUAUGUUUGGGACCCUUCCAGACAUGACUCCAUGUAUCUCUUCAUCUGGCUGUUCAUUUGUAUCCUUUACUGUCCUUUGUAAUAAACUGGUAACCUAGUAA
Messenger RNA from Myotis lucifugus (little brown bat), 7556 nucleotides. RefSeq names its product reticulophagy regulator 1 (gene RETREG1). The transcript is spliced from 10 exons. Bases 94 to 1611 code for a protein of 505 amino acids. Gene Ontology annotation, biological process: reticulophagy; negative regulation of neuron apoptotic process. The record is from RefSeq and is a predicted model, not a curated record. NCBI's taxonomy places the organism in Eukaryota, Metazoa, Chordata, Mammalia, Chiroptera, Vespertilionidae. Gene Ontology annotation, cellular component: endoplasmic reticulum membrane.